GGUUCAAUGCGCUAGACGUUGAUGAUGGAACCUGGGCCACGUACACGUGUUCUAUCUGGCCACACUGGUGUCCCAUAUAAAAGUGCCUCAAAGCGGGCUCCAUUCUCGUCUGCCAUCUGGUCCUCUCCCCUCUGGCUGUUGUCUCACGUCAUUAUGCCGCUUCACUCCAAGACGAUCCCGAUUGCUCCGGCAGAACGGGUCCCGAUAGAGCUCUGGGAGCAUAUCAUCGACCAUUUAUGGAAGGACAAGACUUCGCUGCAGUCCUGCAGCCUCACAUGCCGCGUGUGGCUUCCGGCGACUCGUGUGCAUCUGUUCGACAGUAUCAUCAUCAAAUCGAGGGAGAACUGCUUGGAAUUCCAGGACCUCAUUGAACAGCAUGCGACUUCUCUAACUCAUCGGACUAAUCUACUCGAUUGCAUUCACUCCUUGACUUUUCAGGAAUAUCCCUUUGAGGACGUAGACUGGAAGAAGGUCGAGACGGCAUUCCAGAAGCUACAGAAUGUUUGGUCCAUCGUGCUGGAUGACUGGACAAACAUGUCUAUUCCAGGAUCCUUCCGCGAGGCUAUGCGGAAUGCUUUUCCAUAUCUCGAGAGUCUAACCAUCAAGAACACGAGCAAUCUAUACAUGGAGUCCAUUCUGUUCCUCAUGACCGCAUUCCCGUCUAUCACCUCCAUCGACUUCGUCCACGAGGAUACAUCUGGACGUGCAUUUGAGAUAACCGACGUUCACCAACGAUCGCUUACGGAAGCAUCGCAAAGAUGCUUGCAAGCCGAUCUGCUCACCCUCGGCCACCGGCAGUUGAUCAUUGUCGAGGAUUUUUGCUGCACCGCCUGGUCUUUCAGUGGCAUGAUAGCCACCGCCAUGCUGCUCCAGUACCCGUUUCUGCUGCGGCUGAGCGAGCUACGUUUGAUGUGGAACGGAGGAGCCACUGAGUUAGCUAUCUUGCGCAGGCUGUUUGAAGCCACCCAUUCGUCUCUCGAAAGCCUAGUCCUUGGAUUCUUCAAGCUCAGAAACGCAGAUAUCGAGCCGCUCAUGGAAUGCUUGGACGCACUACGGGUUCCUUUGUUGUACUUCCUAGGCUUCAGCGGCAUCGUGCUACAAGCCACUAUGGGCAACUCCGACUGCGUGUCGCAAUGGAUCCUGUUCCUUUUGUCCCGCGCGCUUGCCGACGCACAGCAUCUGCGCGAGCUUGCGUUUGACAUAAUCCUCCCCGAGCGAUUCGAGGACAUUGACUUGCUCGACUGGGAGUACAUCGACUCGGUGCUCCUCGAGCUGGUGCAGCGCUCGCCUUCUUUCAUUUUUCAUGUGGGGGUGCUGCAUUUAGAGGACUUGCAGCUGGAUUUGAAGACAUUUGACAGGACCCUUGAGAAUGCGAUUGUCGAUCGCUUGCCAAGAUCGAUUGCUGUGAGAUGUUCGGUAUGGACAGAGAUGGAUGUAAAUGCAAAACGGGUAGAGGUCUAUUUGCAGUUUUAGAUGACGGGGAUGUUGAAGAGUAACGAAGGGCGAUCUGUUACGGUCAUGAUGGGAUUCAAUCUUCACUCUUAAUGUGUUUGUAUUUGCCGCUCUGUGGGUAUGAAAUAUGGCCUUAGGGGAGGAUCAUCUGAUCUCUGUAACAAUGAAG
Molecule: messenger RNA, 1621 nt
Organism: Laetiporus sulphureus 93-53
Lineage: Eukaryota; Fungi; Basidiomycota; Agaricomycetes; Polyporales; Laetiporaceae
Exons: 2
Coding region: 22-1473 (483 amino acids)
Molecular function (GO): protein binding
Source: RefSeq, a predicted model, not a curated record